GCCAGGCCAGAGUGACAGGAAACUCCACCAUUCACUGUGGGACCUGGGAGAGCUCUCUGGUCCGGAUUCCGGGGUGGAGGACAGUCGCUUCUCUCGGAGAACCUGAAAACUCCCGGUAGCCACAGGUGCCACGUGGGGUGGCCAGGGAAAGUCACCAGUCAGCAGCGCAGUGGCGGGAACCGCAGCCCGGCGGCCCUGGAACCUCCCAGGAGGAAUUAGAAUGCCUCAACCCUGCUCACCUGGCUCUUUACAAAGAUCUCCUGUUGGCAAAGUACAACAGUCUGGUUUCUGUGGGUCUCCCACUGCUCAGCCAGUCCUGCUCACCUGGGAAUCAGAACAAUGAGCCCUGGAUGGAGAAGAGAGAGGAGACAAUAGCCGAGGAUCCAGCUUUUUACUAUUGACACCUUGAUGUGAAAUGUCAAAAAGUUCCAGUCUUUGUUCCUAAGAACCUCAGAGAAGAGCAACAGAAAGAAUGGAUGAUUCUCCUGUAAAUGCACCCCAGGGUCUGUUGACAUUCAGGAAUCUGGCUGUGGACUUUUCCCCAGAGGAAUGGGAAUGUCUGGACUCCUCUCAAAGGUCUCUGUAUAUGGAUGUAAUGUGGGAGAAUUACAGCAAUCUAGUUUUUGUAGAGAACCAUUGCAUAUGUGGUAAAUACGAGAAGGUCUUGGAUCAAGACUCAAAGCACAUUGUCCAUGAGGAUGUGAAUAUCCAAGAGAAGUCUUACAAAUGUUGCGAGCUUGGGAAAACGAUUCAUGAAUCCUCACAGGGUAUACCGUAUAACACAAGUGAUACUACAGAAAACUUCAAGGAGUACAGAAAUGGUAACCACAGUGAUGCCUCUAUUGAAUCAUCAGACCCAAGGAGAGAUAAAAGUGGGAACACUGCAGAAGAACAAUAUAAAUAUAACAAUUGUGGGGAGUGUUUAAAUUUGUGCCCCAUCAUUAACCAAUAUCAGCAAAUCCACACUGGAAAGAAAGAACACAAAAAUAGAGAGUAUGAUGAAUUUUUUGACUCUAAACAUAAACUAAAGAUGAAACAAAUCCACAGUGGAGAGAAACCAUACCAAUGCAGGAAAUGUGGAAAAUGUUUCAGAACCUAUUUGAGCUUCAGUAGACAUCACAGAAUUCAUCCUGGAGAGAAACACUAUAAAUUUACAGAAUGUAAUAAAUCUUUUCUGUAUUUGUCACACCACAAAGUACAUUACAACAUCCAUUAUGGAGAAAAACCCUACAAAUGUACAGAAUGUGGUAAGUGCUUUUAUCGUUCAUUGGGUUUUAAAAGACGUUACAGAAUCCACACUGGAGAGGAGACUUACAAAUGUAGUGAUUGUAGAAAAUCCUUUACCUGCUGCUUAGGUCUUAGAAAACAUCAGAAUGCUAAUGGAGGAGAGAGGCCUUAUGAAUGUAAACAAUGUAGUAAGUCCUUCUAUACAUUGUCACACCUUGAGUACCAUUAUAGAACCCACAAUGGAAAGAAACUUUACAGAUGUAAUGAAUGUGGAAAAUCCCUCUCCACCUCCUCAGGUCUUCAAAGACAUCAACGAAUUCAUACAGGAGAGAAAGCUUACAUAUGUGGUGAAUGUGACAAAUGCUUUAUCCAGAAAUCCCAACUUAAAACACAUCAAAGAAUUCACACAGGAGAGAAAACUUACAAAUGUAGUGAAUGUGAGAAAUCCUUUACUGUUGGCUCAUCUCUUAGAAUACAUCAAAGAAUUCACACAGGAGAGAAACCUUACCAAUGCAGUGAAUGUCACAAAUGCUUUAUCCAGCAAGCCCACCUUAGAAGACAUCAAAAAACUCAUACAGGAGAGAAACCUUACAAAUGUAGUGAAUGUGAGAAAUCUUUUACUGUUGGCUCAGAUCUUAGAAUGCAUCAGAAAAUUCAUACUGGAGAAAAACCUUUCAAAUGUAGUGAAUGUGACAAAUGUUUUAUCCAGAAAGCCAAACUUAAAAAACAUCAGCGAAUUCAUACAGGAGAGAAACCUUACAAAUGUAGUGAAUGUGACAAGUCCUUUACUGUUGGCUCAGAUCUUAGAACACAUCAGAAAAUUCAUACUGGAGAAAAACCUUACAAAUGCAGUGAAUGUGACAAAUGCUUUAUCCGGAAAGCCAACCUUAGAAGACACCAGAGAAUUCACACAGGAGAGAAACCUUACAAAUGUAAUGAAUGUGAGAAAUGCUUUAUCCAGAAAGCCAAUCUUAGAACUCAUCAGAGAAUUCAUACAGGAGAGAAACCUUACAAAUGUAGUGAAUGUGACAAGUCCUUUACUGUUGGCUCAGAUCUUAGGAAGCAUCAGAAAUGUCAUACUGGAGAAAAACCCUACAAAUGCAGUGAAUGUAACAAAUGUUUUAUCCGGAAAGCCCACCUUAGAAGACAUCAAAGAAUUCACACAGGAGAGAAACCUUACAAAUGUAAUGAAUGUGAGAAAUGCUUUAUCCAGAAAGCCAAUCUUAGAACACAUCAGAAAAUCCAUACAGGAGAGAAACCAUAUAAAUGUAGUUACUGUGACAAAUGCUUUAUCCAGAAAGACCAUCUUAGAACACAUCAGAGACUUCAUACAGGUGAGAAACCUUACAAGUGCAAUGAAUGUGAGAAAUCUUUUACUGGUGGCUCAGUUCUUAGAAAACAUCAGAAAAUUCAUACUGGAAGAAAUCUUACCAAUGCAGUGAGUUUGACUAAUCCCUUAUCCAGGAAGCCCACCUUAGAACUCAUCAAAGAAUUGAUACAGGAGAGAACGCUUAUAAAUGCAAUGUAUAUGGCAAACUCUUUACCUGUCCCUCAGGUCUAAGAAAAUAUCAGAAAAUACAUACUGAAGGCAAAAGUUUACAUAGUAAGUAAUACAGCAUAUGCUUUAUCAAAGCUCUGUCCUUAUGGACCACCACAGGAUCCACACUAGGGAAUCAUGUACAUGAGAAAUGUGUGAAAACCUUUGAGUAAUUCUUGAAUCUUAGGGGAAAAAAAAAGUCCAAACUAAGGAAAAAUUCUGCAAAUGUGACAUUGUAGGAAAAUUUUCAUUAAGACGUUUUACCUUCUCACCUUCAAAUACUUCAUAAUGAAUAAAAAAUGGAGACACCUGAAGAAUGUGCUGUUGUGUAGCAGUUUUGUGGAGACAAGCAUUCCAUCCUGCAGGGAAGCUAAAUAAGACGGGAAAUGAACCACUCAAAAUAGCUCCCAGAACUGAAACUGUCAAGAUUCACUAUGCUUAAUUCCUUUGAAGAAACAUACCAGUCUUGCUGCUUAGAAGAGGCUUUGAUGAAUUGAGCCAUUAAAAUACAUUGUCCUUUAACAUGUAGAUAUAUCUGCAGGUGUGUAGUAUGCUAUGGGUGUCCAGUGUUCAAAAGCUGUAUUUCAUGCUGACUUGGAGUUUCAUUAUGACAACUGUCUAUGAGUAACUUUUGCUCUUGUAAGCAACUCCAGUCUCAUAUUUAUAUAAGUAACCCCAAUAAAGCCCAUUGGUUCAACGA
Molecule: messenger RNA, 3464 nt
Organism: Peromyscus maniculatus bairdii (prairie deer mouse)
Lineage: Eukaryota; Metazoa; Chordata; Mammalia; Rodentia; Cricetidae
Biological process (GO): regulation of immune system process; regulation of cytokine production; negative regulation of transcription by RNA polymerase II
Cellular component (GO): nucleoplasm
Molecular function (GO): RNA polymerase II cis-regulatory region sequence-specific DNA binding; DNA-binding transcription repressor activity, RNA polymerase II-specific
Source: RefSeq, a predicted model, not a curated record